AUGCACAGUUUCCUACAAGGUUUGGGUGUGGGACAUCCUAAGGAAGUUUCUUUUUAUAAAACGAUGGGCAAACAACGUUGGACGCCUACAUCUACACAAUUGCAAAUUCUGGAAUUUAUAUAUGAUCAAGGGGAUACAACUCCGAGCAAAUCUAGAAUCACGGAGAUAAUAUCUGAAUUAUUGUUGUAUGGUUCAGCUUCUGAAGUGCAAAUCUAUAAUUCGUUUAGGAAUAAACAUGCUCGUUUAAAAAGAUCUACAAAAUUACAAGCAUCAAAAGAGAAUAAAAAGGUUAUAGUAUGUACAUCUUCAACUCGACUAAGCCGAACUAGGCAUUAUUUUAAGUCUACAGGUUUGUAUAAUAUAUAUAUUUUUUAA
This is a messenger RNA of Fraxinus pennsylvanica, 375 nucleotides long. The record is from the annotation of a GenBank genome assembly. NCBI's taxonomy places the organism in Eukaryota, Viridiplantae, Streptophyta, Magnoliopsida, Lamiales, Oleaceae.